CGCUGGAAUUCAGAGAGCGGGAGAGACCACGCUGUGCAAUCUCUUCACGGACAUUAACUCUCUGUUGCCGUUGCCCCGUAGCAUUGUGAGAAAGGCAAGAGAGGCCCCGACUCACCGCUGAAUCUCUCUAACCUGUACCAGAAUUUUAGAUCUCGCACAGCCCAGCACACACGCCCACAGCGGUCGUGCGUUGUGUGUGUGCGGCACAGGCCUGCUUCGCAGCGAGCCGAGGCUUGAGGGACAGAGGGCGCUGCUGCGUGGAUAGGCGUGGCGAGAGGGGGGGAUGGCACAAGCGGGAGAAAAUGGCGGGGCCCCCGCGGUCCCUCAGAUCGCGCCCCUGGCGAAGUAUAAGCUGGUUUUUCUCGGAGACCAGAGCGUGGGGAAGACGAGCAUCAUCACCCGGUUCAUGUACGACAACUUCGACAAGAACUACCAAGCGACCAUCGGGAUCGACUUCCUCUCCAAGACUAUGUACUUGGAAGACCGGACGGUGCGGCUUCAGCUUUGGGAUACCGCGGGACAGGAGCGUUUCCGCUCCCUCAUCCCCAGCUAUAUCAGAGACUCGUCGGUGGCGGUGAUCGUCUACGACAUCACGAAUCGGGCUAGCUUCCUGAACACAAGCAAGUGGAUCGAGGACGUCCGCAACGAGCGAGGGAACGACGUGGUGAUGAUGCUGGUCGGCAAUAAGACGGACCUUAAGGAGCGGCGGCAGGUGUCUGUAGAGGAGGGGGAGGACCGAGCUAAGGCGGAAGGCAUUAUGUUCAUCGAGACAAGCGCAAAGGGGGGCUACAACAUCAAGGCCUUGUUUCGGAAGCUGGCGACCGCGCUGCCCGGGAUGGAGACGGCACCUGCCACGUCUAACAACGCGAAUUUGAUCGACAUCAAGCUGUCGGCUGCCCCUCCCACAGAAGACGCGGCGAGGACGUGCGCGUGCUAGCGUUUCAAGCACGGGCGGCGUCCGUUUUGUCUG
Messenger RNA from Ectocarpus siliculosus, 970 nucleotides. NCBI's taxonomy places the organism in Eukaryota, Phaeophyceae, Ectocarpales, Ectocarpaceae. The record is from the annotation of a GenBank genome assembly.